Messenger RNA from Naegleria lovaniensis, 399 nucleotides. RefSeq lists its product as uncharacterized. The coding region runs from base 1 to 399 and encodes 132 amino acids. Lineage: Eukaryota; Heterolobosea; Eutetramitea; Acrasida; Naegleriidae. The record is from RefSeq and is a predicted model, not a curated record. The transcript has a single exon.
AUGGGCAGUUGUGCAAGCUUGUGCUCUCAUUCAGAGGUGGUCAUUAAUGAUGCCACACCGAUUUCGGAACCCUUCCAUCAUGAUACUCUCACACACAUGGAAGCAGAGGGAGAUGCCUCCACCAAAGUUAAUGCUGAUAUUGAAACUCAUAUCUCAGAUUCACCGACUUCCGUAACAUGCUCAGAUUUCGCGCUUUCUCUUUCUUCUGUUGCUUCCUCUCCCGAGCGUACGAGUCCACGUAUUCAAACAGAAAGAGUAAGCACAGGAAUCACCAAGAAACCUUCAACGAUUAGAAAUCAAUCCAUUCCUUUCAUUCUCAUCAAUGAGGUAGCAGGAAAUAGAACAAAAUUCAGUGAGAAGAGAGCAAACUCGUCCUUCCUCCAAGUACCUGUGCACUGA